UUGCGCUGUUUCCGUUGUGUUGGUUAGCUUGACGUCAGCUGGUGUGCAGGCAGAGGGAGGCUUCUGCUGAAUUCAGGGAACAGAAAUGGACAGUCAAGGGAGAAAAGUGGUGGUUUGUGACAACGGAACAGGGUUUGUGAAGUGCGGCUAUGCAGGAUCCAACUUCCCCGAGCACAUUUUCCCGGCGCUGGUCGGCCGGCCGAUCAUCCGCUCCACAGCUAAAGUUGGCAACAUUGAAAUCAAGGACCUGAUGGUGGGGGACGAGGCCAGCGAGCUGCGCUCCAUGCUGGAGGUGAACUACCCCAUGGAGAACGGCAUCGUCAGGAACUGGGACGACAUGAAGCACCUGUGGGACUACACGUUCGGCCCCGAGAAACUCAACAUCAACUCCCGCGACUGCAAGAUCCUCCUGACCGAGCCGCCCAUGAACCCCACCAAGAACCGGGAGAAGAUCAUCGAGGUGAUGUUUGAAACGUACCAGUUCACGGGCGUUUAUAUCGCCAUCCAGGCCGUCCUCACUCUCUACGCUCAAGGACUGCUGACCGGCGUGGUGGUGGACUCCGGCGACGGCGUGACUCACAUCUGUCCGGUGUACGAAGGUUUCUCUCUGCCUCAUCUGACCCGACGUCUGGACAUCGCAGGAAGGGACAUCACACGCUACCUCAUCAAGCUGCUGCUGCUGCGAGGUUACGCCUUCAACCACUCGGCCGACUUUGAGACGGUGAGGAUGAUGAAGGAGAAGCUUUGCUACGUGGGUUACAACAUUGAGCAGGAGCAGAAGCUGGCGCUGGAGACCACGGUGCUGGUCGAGUCGUACACGCUCCCAGACGGGCGGGUGAUAAAGGUCGGCGGUGAGCGCUUUGAAGCCCCUGAGGCGCUGUUUCAACCUCACCUCAUCAACGUGGAGGGAGUGGGCGUGGCCGAGCUGCUCUUUAACACCAUCCAGGCCGCAGAUAUCGACACCAGGUCUGAGUUCUACAAACACAUCGUCCUGUCCGGAGGCUCCACCAUGUACCCCGGCCUGCCUUCCCGCCUGGAGCGAGAGCUGAAGCAGCUGUACCUGGAGCGGGUGCUGAAGGGAGACGUCGACAAGCUAUCGAAAUUCAAGAUCAGGAUAGAGGACCCCCCUCGCCGUAAGCACAUGGUGUUCCUGGGCGGCGCCGUGCUGGCCGACAUCAUGAAGGACAAGGACAACUUCUGGAUGACACGGGACGAGUACCAGGAGAAAGGGACGCGCGUGCUGGAGAAGCUUGGAGUCACCGUCAGAUAAAACACAAACAAACAAAAACAAAAACACUUCCUCCCACGAGUCCCUCCAUCCGCCCCCCCACCCCGCCACCCCGCCGCCCGCCUGCUGAUAUCCACGCAACGCUCACCCUGAAGUCUAUGGAUGGACGCUCUCUGUCUCACAAAGCAAAGAAGGGAGGAUGCAAGGAAUGAAGGAAGGAAGGGAACGAGGGAUUAUGAAGGAUGAUGUGGAGUUUGGGGUAAGACCUCUCAAAGCGGCGAGCGCUGUGACCUUUUCAAAUAUUUGACCCCAGACUUGAGAGAAAAAUAACGAGUUAACUUCUGCAGAAGCAACACAGCCGAGUUUAAAGGAGCAGUGCCACAUUCUUUGAAAACAUGCCCGGAAGAUGAUGAGAAUGAUACCACUCUUAUUGACGGAGGAGACGGUUAGCUUAGCAUUAAAACGCUCUCACUGGUGGAGCCCCCCCCUCACUUAGUCUCAGUCAUUUGAUCUGACAGUAAAACCGAACAUGUAAAGGUCCUUUAAACUUAAUGUUUGUAAACACAACAUUCAAACUAGGCCCCUUCUCCUGGGCUCAGAAGCCCCGCCCCCUGCAGGAUGUAGUGUGUACGUUUACUGCUUGUAGCUACACUACAAGCUAACACACGCUAGCACAAGCUAACCGCCGGUGUUUGUCACCUUCCUGUCCAACAGGAAGUAGAUCAACUCCACGUCCACGGGUAAAAGACAACACAAGGUUCACCCUCGUUUUAGAACGAGCUUUAUCCACUUGGUGUUUCUCCUCACUCUCAUUAUAUUUUCUCUUCUUUGCUGCUACGUCCACGUCCGUCAUAUUCACCGCUUUGAAUCUCGUCCAAUCACUGAAUUGUAUCCACUCCUAAACUCACCUGCUGCGCUGUCAUUGGCUGGAGGAAACACACCAGCUCCGCCCAGAAACGUCCCGAGUCAACCAGAACAAAUCAGAACAGUAAAAUCCAGUCAGAGGACAGAGUCUCUGCAGACACAGUCACCACCACACAUGUAUGAAGUCUGUAUUUUAUUUUGAAGGUCCCUACAUAAGUCUGUAUUUUAUUUUGAAGGUCUCUUCCUCUUCCUCCUCGUCUCGACCUCGGUGACCUGAAGUGAAUCGUUUCUGCUUUAGUGUAACAGAAUCCUGAAGAGUAUUAUUUGUGACAUGAUGAUGAGUCUGAUGUCAGGACAUGGUGACCACGUCAAAGCUGGUAUUUGUGGUUCUCCGUCUGCCUUGUCCUGUGUGUAUCAGAGGCUCACACACACACACACACACACACACACACACACACACACACACGCCAAGUGCAGCUCUUCUCCGCUGUUCUUUUUCUUUUUUUUUUUGGUCGUCCUUUUUAUGUUUUGUUUAUGUCAUAAAUGCCAAACAGCUGAUUGAAAUAAAGCAAAGUGAUUUAUAGAC
This is a messenger RNA of Labrus mixtus (cuckoo wrasse), 2678 nucleotides long. RefSeq names its product actin-related protein 2-B. Gene Ontology annotation, cellular component: Arp2/3 protein complex; actin cortical patch. Lineage: Eukaryota; Metazoa; Chordata; Actinopteri; Labriformes; Labridae. Gene Ontology annotation, molecular function: actin filament binding. The transcript has 10 exons. The coding region runs from base 86 to 1270 and encodes 394 amino acids. The record is from RefSeq and is a predicted model, not a curated record. Gene Ontology annotation, biological process: Arp2/3 complex-mediated actin nucleation.